AUGGCUGCCUUGCCUUCUCCUACUCAGGUGGCAGGGACCCACAGUUCAAUAUACGAAGCCUACUAUCAUCAAGUUGACCCGAACGGGACGGGCGCCAUCCAGGCACUGGACGCGGCCCGGUUCCUGAAGAAGUCCCGGCUCAGCGAUGUGGUGCUCAGCAAGAUAUGGGACCUCUCCGACCCGAACGGCAAGGGCUACUUGGACAAGGCUGGCCUAUUUGUGGCGCUCAAGCUUGUCGCCCUAGCGCAGGCCGGGAAGGACAUCAACAUGAGCAAUAUAAACAGCGAGGCGCCGCCACCGAAAGUGGGCGAACUGCCCAAAGUGCCGCCGCCCGUGGUGCCGCCCGCCCCCUCCCCCGCCGCGGCCCCCGCCCCCGCCGGCGACUGGAGCAUCAAACCCGCAGAGCGGGAGAAGUACAGCCAACUCUUCGACUCGCUGCAGCCAAACAACGGGCUCAUACCGGGCAACAAGGUGAAAGGCGUUUUGAUGGAGUCAAAACUGCCUUUAGAGACCCUGGGAAAGAUUUGGGACUUGGCUGAUCAAGACAAAGAUGGAAUGCUCGAUAGGCAUGAAUUUAUAGUGGCGAUGCACCUCGUGUACAAGGCGCUGGAGAAGCACGCGGUGCCGACCGUGCUGCCGGCGGAGCUGCGCGCCCGCCCCCCCCCCCCCCCCUCCCGUCCGCCCUCGCGCCCCCCCUCCCGGCCCCCCUCGCGCCCUCCGUCUCCGCAGCCGCGCGCGCCCCCGCCCCGCCCGCAGCCGCCGCCGCACCACUCCAACGCCGCGCUGCUCGAGGGCCUCCUGGACCUCUCCAGCCCGACCGCGACGGUCGCGCCGAGCAUGGCGGCGAGCGUGGCGCCGAGCGUAGCGCCGAGCGCUGUGCCGAGCGCUGUGCCGAGCGCGCUGCCGAACGGCUCGGCGAACGGCUCGCUGGCGGGGCCGAGCGCCCGCGAGCGCGCCGAGUACGAGGCGCAGUUCGAGGCGGCCGACCUGGACCGCGACGGGCUGGUCUCCGGCGCGGAGAUCCGCGACACCUUCCUGCGCAGCGGGCUGCCGCACCAGACCCUGGCGCACAUCUGGGCGCUGUGCGACGGCGCCGGCGCGGGCAAGCUGUCGCGCGCGCAGUUCGCCGCCGCCAUGUGGCUGGUGCAGCGCGCCAAGAGGGGCGAGCCGCCGCCGGCCGCGCUGCCGCCGCACUUGCUGCAGCCGCAGCUCGUACAUGGCGGGACACGAAACGCCGUAUUAUACGAUACCGCACCUACUGCAGCCACACGUCAGUGUACCUUAUUGCCACUGCGUAAAGCUUAUUUCCGCUUGUACAUACCGGGACGGUACACGCCGUGUUGUACUAUACCGCACCUGCUGCAGCCGCAUCGCACCUUAUUGCGAUCGCAUAAGGCUCAUUUCGGCUCAGACAUACCGGGACGCGAAACGCCGCGUUAUACGAUACCGCACCUGCUGCAGCCGCAGGUCAGUACGGUAUCGUAUAACGCGGUCACCAGC
This is a messenger RNA of Iphiclides podalirius (scarce swallowtail), 1500 nucleotides long. Lineage: Eukaryota; Metazoa; Arthropoda; Insecta; Lepidoptera; Papilionidae. The record is from the annotation of a GenBank genome assembly.